UUUUAAUCCUCACAUCACAUGCACUCCCCCUUUCCCCUCUAUCCUUUCCACCUCAUCCAUAUGGCUGAUUCGUUCCAGACUGCUCAUAACUCAUUACAGACAUUUGUACUCUUUACUUAAUCAAGAAACCCUCUCACACCUCUGUAAAAUCCCAUCAAAAUCCCUUCUCUUUUACGCCUGAAAUUUCCCCCAUUCUACCCUUUUCCUAAUUUCAAGACAAAUUCCGAUCGGAAUUCCUUAUGAUUUCAAAUUCAAGUCACCACCCUUGACCUUGAGUCGAUCUUAAGAGUGAACACCCAAUUUAAAGGUUCAUACUUCAUAGCGAUUUGUGAGAAGUUUGUUUGUGUAAUGUCUAGCCAGAGUAAUCGAGUUGUUGAUGGAUUGAUCCCGGGUUACGGCAAGAUCCGGAAACGAGGGUGUUCUUCAUCGCCAUCUUCGUCUUCUAAAGUGCAUAAUUACCGAUUUAAGCGAGCAAUUAUGGUGGGGAAGAGCCGAGUGGGAGGUGGGUCCAGAUCCAGUACGCCGGCGCCGUCGUGGAGGAUGACGCCUUCGUCAAAAUCCAAGCUUGGUGGUGGUGGGGGCGUGGAGUCGCCUAAUUACGAUGGCGGCGGAGGGAGGUCGAAGCCGGUUUCAGCCAGGAAACUGGCGGCGACACUGUGGGAGAUGAAUGAGAUGCCGUCGCCGCAGAAUUUGGAGACGACGAGGCGGAGGAGGGAGAAGGAGACGACGAGGGUUAGUGAGAAAACGAACCGGCCGGUUCAUACACCCGGUUCGCUUCCUCCUCAUUUGUCCGAUCCAUCUCAUAGUCCUGUUUCUGAGAGGAUUGAUCGAUCUGGAACAGGUUCCCACCAUAGGACUUCAAUUUCUCAUAAACUUAAGCUCGAGGACAACAAUGGCGGAAAUUUCGAUUCAUUUAGCAACGCCAGUUUAAUGGAGACUGAAACCAGAUCUCGAGCUCAAACCCCUAGCGCUUCUGCCAUUACUGUGAACCCACGAUUAAAAGAUGUCAGCAAUGCUUUAACAACAUCAAAAGAGCUUCUAAAAAUCAUUCACAGGAUGUGGGCUCACGAUAAUCUUCCAUCAUCAAGCAUGUCGCUCAUAUCAGCUCUACACACAGAGCUAGAAAGGGCCCGCCUUCAAGUCAACCACAUCAUCAAAGAAGAACGAACAGGUGAAACUGAAGUCAACUACCUUCUAAAAUGUUUUGCAGAAGAGAAACAAUCAUGGAAAACGAAGGAAAGACGAUCAAUCGAGGCGGCAGUCGAGGCUGUUUCCGGCGAGCUCGAGGUGGAGAAAAAGAUGAGGCGGCGAUCGGAAAGCUUGAACAAGAAACUCGGGCAAGAAUUAGCAGAAACAAAGGCGAAUUUUUCCCAAGUUUUGAAAGAACUUGAAAGUGAAAGAAGAACACGUGAAAUUAUGGAGCAAGUUUGUGAUGAAUUAGCUGUUGAUAUUGGUGAAGAUAGGCUUGAAGCUGAAGAGAUUAAAAGGGAAUCUGUUAAAGCUCAUGAAGAAGUUGAAAGAGAAAGAGAAAUGCUUCAACUUGCUGAUAAAUUACGUGAAGAAAGAGUUCAGAUGAAAUUAGCAGAAGCUAAACAUGAAUUUGAGGAAAAAAACGCACUUGUUGAUAAAUUGAGAAAUCAACUCGAAGUGUUUCUGGGGAAAAAGAAAGGAAGAAAAGAUGAAGAUCUUAUGAUGUAUUUGAAUCAAAGCAAUAUUGUUGAUAAUGGAGAAGUUGAAAACGAGGAAGAUGAUGAUCUUCAUUCGAUAGAAUUAAAUAUGGAUAAUAACAACAAGAGUUUUAAGUGGACCCAUGGUCAAAAUUCCCACAACAAUUUGGUCAACGGGAAAGGAACAAGAAGAAGUACUUCUUCGAUUCAAAGAAGUAUUUCCGAUGUUAUUGAAUUCGAGAAAUUAACUCCAAGAAGAAGCCAUGGUGAUGAAUUGCAAAGAUAUAAAUCGGUCAAAGGUCUUAGGGACAGGAUUUUGACCAAUUUGAAGCCACAAAUUUCGAGAGAUUUUGACAAUGGUGUUGUUCAUGGGAGUGGGUCAAAGUCUAGAGGUGAAACGGUUAAUGGUAGAAGGUUAAAAAAGUGAAUUUGAGUUUGAGUUUGACCCACUUUUGUUGGUCAACGGUCAAUGCUUUUGACCUCCAUGGAUGAUUGUUGUUGAUGAAAACUUGGAGCUUUGAAAGAUGUUAAGAAGUUAAGUUGCAUGAAUUUGUAGUAUAAAAGUGUCAAUUUUGUAGGGUGGUUCCAAUCCAAGUGAUUUUCCUUUGUACAAAUACUUA
Lactuca virosa is the source of this 2287-nucleotide messenger RNA. The record is from the annotation of a GenBank genome assembly. Lineage: Eukaryota; Viridiplantae; Streptophyta; Magnoliopsida; Asterales; Asteraceae.